UGUUACCAUUUUUAAUUUUUAAGGUAUCAAACAAUUUUUUUUUUACUAAAAAGUUCAAAUUAAGAUUUUGAAAUGAGACUUAAGCAACUUGAAGGAUACCUUCAGCAGUGUGAUGGCUUCUUAUCACCUAAAAUCAAUCUGGAACAGUAUGCUACUUCUGCGCAUAUUGCAUCACACAUGGCAUAUACCAUGGAUCAAACAUUUGAUGAUGUUUGUAAUAAACUUGUAGCUGAUUUUGGAUGUGGAUGUGGCAUGCUAAGUGCAGCCUGUGGUAUGUUAAAGGCGUCACAUUUGCUGGGUGUUGAUAUUGAUAAUGAUGCUCUGGAUAUUGCUGCAAAAAACAUGAAUGAGUUUGAACUUCAAACAGAUUUUCUUAAUUAUGAUCUUGUUGAUGACAUUGAAAUGAUAAACUACUUAGCACAAAGAAAGAUUAUUGAUGUUGUCGUUAUGAACCCUCCGUUUGGAACAAAAAAUAAUCAAGGGAUUGAUUUAAAGUUCCUUCGGCAUGCCGUUAAAGUGUCACAAAGUGCAGUAUACUCAUUACAUAAAACCAGUACUCGAGAUUUUAUUGUUAAAAAAGCAGAAGAGUUUGGAUGUGAAGUUGAAAUCUUAGCAGAACUUAAGUAUGACCUACCGAAAACUUAUAAGUUUCAUAGGAAACAAAGUUUAGAUAUUAGUGUCGAUUUUAUACGUUGUCAGCCUCGAACUUAGUUUUGAAAACUUUAGCGCGUAAAAUAAAAUUUUUGUUCCUUUUUUAAAUAAAGUUGUAAAAACGAAA
Hydra vulgaris (swiftwater hydra) is the source of this 778-nucleotide messenger RNA. RefSeq names its product rRNA N6-adenosine-methyltransferase METTL5. The record is from RefSeq and is a predicted model, not a curated record. Gene Ontology annotation, biological process: rRNA methylation. Lineage: Eukaryota; Metazoa; Cnidaria; Hydrozoa; Anthoathecata; Hydridae. Gene Ontology annotation, molecular function: nucleic acid binding; rRNA (adenine-N6-)-methyltransferase activity.